This is a messenger RNA of Falco peregrinus (peregrine falcon), 2015 nucleotides long. It is a transcript of the gene NKX1-2, whose product is annotated as NK1 homeobox 2. Gene Ontology annotation, cellular component: nucleus. Gene Ontology annotation, molecular function: RNA polymerase II cis-regulatory region sequence-specific DNA binding; DNA-binding transcription factor activity, RNA polymerase II-specific. Gene Ontology annotation, biological process: cell differentiation; regulation of transcription by RNA polymerase II. The transcript is spliced from 2 exons. Bases 1 to 810 code for a protein of 269 amino acids. The record is from RefSeq and is a predicted model, not a curated record. NCBI's taxonomy places the organism in Eukaryota, Metazoa, Chordata, Aves, Falconiformes, Falconidae.
AUGCCGGAAUGCCCGGACCGCGGGGCCAAGGCGGCCCCCAUCCAUCAUAAAAUCUCCUUCUCCAUCUUAGACAUCCUGGAUCCCCAGAAAUUCAGCAGGAGACGCGAACCGGCCGCGGGGAGCUGGGGCAGCGGCCCCCGCUCGGGCGAGCGGGAGAAAAGUUUGGGAAGAGUUGAAGUAGGAAAGGACGCUGCUGCUCCCGGCAGCGGGAGGAAUAAACUAGAGGCACAUGCGCCGCCAUCUCGCCUAGAUGCGCACUCCCCGGCGGAGAGCGGCGCGGAGGCAGCGGGGCAGGAGCGCGACGAGGAGGGCCCGCCCGGGGCCGGGGCCCGCCCGGCCGCUCCCGAGGAGGCGGGCUCGCCGCGGGGCGCCCGGCGGCGGCGGGCCGAGGCGGGGUGCGGCAAGCCGCGGCGGGCGCGGACGGCCUUCACCUACGAGCAGCUGGUGGCCCUGGAGAACAAGUUCCGGGCCACGCGGUACCUGUCGGUCUGCGAGCGCCUCAGCCUGGCGCUCUCCCUCAGCCUCACCGAGACGCAGGUGAAGAUCUGGUUCCAGAACCGCCGCACCAAGUGGAAGAAGCAGCACCCGGGCGCCGAUGGGGCGGCCCCCGCCGCAUCCCCCGCGGCGGCAGCGGGCGGCGGCAGCCCCAGCCCGCCGGGCCCCGGCGCUCUGCCCUUCCAGACUUUCCCUGCGUACGCCGCCACCAACGCCCUCGGCCCGCCGGCCGCCCCCUUCGCGCUGGGCGGCGGCCCCUUCGCGCCCUUCCUCGGCCCCGCGUACCUCGGCCCCUUCUACGCCCCGCACCUCUGAGCCGGGCCGGGAGCCGGGCGCCGGGCGGCGGGGCCGAGCCGGCGGGGCUGCCCGGGAGCCAGGCGGGGCGCGGCGGCCUCACUGCUGCUGGUUGCAUGGCCAUGUGAAGUGUAAGAAAUUGAUUUUUUUUCUAGGCGUCACAGCAGAAUGUGUAAGGUACCAUACUUGGACACAGAGGGGGAAAAAAAACCCAAACCCCAAGCCACUGUAACCACUGGAUUUUAUUAGCACGUUUGAGAUGUAAUUACAGCUGUUGGAGAUGGGAAAAGUAACCCUCUUUACACAUGCCUGACACUAAUUCCUUGCAAAUUCUUCUCCAAGUCUGUUUGUAAAACACUCCUCGCUGCCAUUUGGCUUGCCAGCACAUGUCCCAGAUGCGGAGAGCUCGUUACUGCCGUCAGUGCUGCUGCUGGUGCAUGUGGCCGUGUCACAUCCCAGGGAUGCUCGCAGGUGAAGACAUCCUCUGAAUUCACUCAUGGACUCGGUUGUGCCCUGUUUGAUUUAUGUUGUGUUAUCGUUUAUGACUUUGGGCCUGAAAACUGCAAGCCGUGGACUUGGUACCCCACCUGGAAGAGAGUUUCUCUUUUUUGUCUGAGAAGGUGUAGGAAACGGCAGCUCUGUGUCAUCAGGCGACAAGUAGAAAAUCUGUCCAGUCAGUGGGAAAGUGUUCAGUUGCUGCUAAUGUACACUGCCUUUCUUUUCAGUUCAUUCCCAGUGACUUCAGAGGUUUUGGAUGAGAUGUCUAAAGAUCAUUCUUUUUGCAGAGAACAGUUGUUCUUGUGAUAAUACAGCAUUAGUGCCAAAUGAGGCAGAAAAGAAAACAUAAAUCAGAGAAAAUGAUUACAUUAUUCAUUUCUUUAAAAAUGGGGCACUUGUGGUAGAAAAUAAGUAAAAUGCAGAAUUUCCAGCAUGCCGAGACCUAUUUUCCAUAACAGAGAAACACAUGCUUUUUCUUUUUUGCUUUUUGGAGCAUUUGUUAGAAAGGAAAAUCACAUUUCAUCUUCAUCGUUACAAGCACCGGAAUGAAACGGAGUUUUAGCUGGGGGCUUAUCUGUCCCUGAACGGAUGGGAAGUAAUUGGUUUAAAAAAAAUCUGUCUCAUGCAGUUUUACAAAUUAUUACAACACACUGUUCAAGACUGUUGUCCUCUCAGUCUCUUAUGAUGCUUUAAAGUAUACAUUGGCUCUCCAACCAAAAAGCUUAAGU